Molecule: messenger RNA, 1060 nt
Organism: Aplysia californica (California sea hare)
Lineage: Eukaryota; Metazoa; Mollusca; Gastropoda; Aplysiida; Aplysiidae
Product: chymotrypsinogen A
Exons: 5
Coding region: 1-597 (198 amino acids)
Biological process (GO): proteolysis
Molecular function (GO): serine-type endopeptidase activity
Source: RefSeq, a predicted model, not a curated record
AUGUGGGUUCCAGCCGCGAAAUUUGGCCCCGUGGUUUCCUCGUCAGUACUGAGAGUGUAUGUGGGCUCCUCAAGUUUGUCUAAUCAGAAGGUUUAUAGAGUACAGAAGAUAGACUCAGACUCUAGGCAUAUCUCAGGCAUCAAUGACUACGAUGUGGCAGUGUUGACCCUGUCGACAGAGCUAGAGUACAGUUACUGUGUGGCUCCCAUCUGUCUUCCCCGAGUGAACACAACACCAAGACAAGGGACAGUAUGUACAGCUGCCGGAUGGGGCACCCAGAGGUACGGCGGACGUAAUCUCACCCCCCUCCUGCAGAAAGUGAACCUGCCUAUUGUUGACCAGAACUCCUGUGUCCGAUCCUAUGGUUCACGGUACAUCAAUAACCUCAAAAUAUGUGCCGGAGACUACCGCAACGGUGGAAUAGAUACUUGUCAGGGUGAUUCUGGGGGUCCUCUCAUGUGCAUGUCAGGAGGCAGAUACUUCCUGCAGGGUAUCGUGUCGUUCGGCUCAGGAUGCGGCAGACCUUACUACCCCGGCAUCUAUACCAGAGUGGCACACCCACUCAUUUUAGAUUUCAUACAGAAAUCUUUGAACUGAAUAUAAAACAUCACAUAUGUAUUACAUGCAGAAGUCUUUGAACAGAAAGUAAAACAUCGCAAUGUUACGUGCGGAAGUCUUUGAGCAGAACAUAAAACAUCACAUAUUGCUUACCGAAGUUGUUUUUUUAAACAGUCUACACACAGAAGUGUCUUAAAGCAGAAUAAAACCAUAGACUGUAUUGUAUAGAAGUCUCUGAAGAGAGAAUAAAACAUUACAAUUUCAUGCAGAAGUCUUUGAACGAAGAAAAUGCGUUACGAUUGCAUACUGAACUGAGGAUUUAAUAUCAUAGACUACUGACGUCUCUGAACAGAGAAUAAAACAUCAAAGACUACAUACAGAAGUCUCUGGAGAGAGGAUAAAACAUCAAAGACGACAUGCAGAAGUGACUUUGAUAAAACAAACGGCAUCACAGACGACAUACAGAAAUGUAUUUACAUGAAAUAAAAACAUCAUCACCAUA